This is a messenger RNA of Monosiga brevicollis MX1, 2877 nucleotides long. RefSeq lists its product as uncharacterized. The transcript is spliced from 5 exons. Bases 1 to 2877 code for a protein of 958 amino acids. Gene Ontology annotation, molecular function: RNA binding; structural constituent of ribosome. Gene Ontology annotation, cellular component: mitochondrial small ribosomal subunit; ribosome. Lineage: Eukaryota; Choanoflagellata; Craspedida; Salpingoecidae. The record is from RefSeq and is a predicted model, not a curated record. Gene Ontology annotation, biological process: translation.
AUGCGCAAGGCAGUCGCACGCAAGCAGAGCCGUCGAGGACAGCUGAACGCCGGCGCGGGCGCCCACCCGAACGACGCAGUCGACCAGAGCCUCAGGUCACUCGUCCGCGACCCGGACCUGGCGGACGAAGCCUGGGCAAACCACGUCACGAACCGUCUGAACCGAGGUCAGAUUGCCAAAGCAUUUGAUGCCGACAAGGCUCGUGCCGUGAUUGGUAAUUCUGAGGUUCAGGCCGUGCGCGACCUCUUGGUACCGCCCGGGCUGACCCCGUACAUUGCUUCGACACCCGCCUCCACGUCUACACUGGCACCAGCCACGGCUGCGAGCUCCCCAACCGUGUCCUUCACCAAAGGUGAGCUCCCCAAGGCGUUGGCGGCCACCAAGGGUGUCACCGACCCCUAUGGUUGGUCUGGUGAGCUUCUUGCCUCCAUCUACCGCAUCAAGGAGCACUUCAGUCAAGUCUUGGGCCCACGCCAGGGUUCUACCAGCGACCCGACUGCUCCUUCUGAGGGAGGCGCGCCUCAGGGCCCCACCACCGCCACUGGAGGUCCUCAGGUUGCCUUGAACAAGAUCUUUCACCACAUUGCCAACAACACCGUGCCCGAGUCGAUUCGACAUGCCCUUUGCUCCAUCAACUACACUAUCCUGGAGAAGGCCAAUGGCAAGUUUCGACCCGUGGGCACGGAUUCCAUCUUCAACAAGGUUGUCAACCGCGCUCUGCUCGAGCAACAGCAGCCCCAUAUUGCCCACUUGCUACAGGCCAGUCCAGAGUUGGCCGUCGGAGUCAAGGACGGCAUUUCAGCAGCGGUUGGCAUGGCCUUUGGUGAGCUCCAAGCCUGUGAGUCUACCCCGGGCUGGACCAUGCUCUCCCUCGAUUUCAAGAGUGCCUUCAACUACACCGACCGAGCACGGCUACACGAGAUUGUGGCCGACAAGGUUCCUGGCCUCUUGCGCGCCUUUGAACGACACUAUGCUCGACCCACUACCCACUGCAUUGUCGACAAGUUCUCAAGGUCCUCAGGUUGCCUGAACAAGAUCUUUCACCACAUUGCCAACAACACCGUGCCCGAGUCGAUUCGACAUGCCCUUUGCUCCAUCAACUACACUAUCCUGGAGAAGGCCAAUGGCAAGUUUCGACCCGUGGGCACGGAUUCCAUCUUCAACAAGGUUGUCAACCGCGCUCUGCUCGAGCAACAGCAGCCCCAUAUUGCCCACUUGCUACAGGCCAGUCCAGAGUUGGCCGUCGGAGUCAAGGACGGCAUUUCAGCAGCGGUUGGCAUGGCCUUUGGUGAGCUCCAAGCCUGUGAGUCUACCCCGGGCUGGACCAUGCUCUCCCUCGAUUUCAAGAGUGCCUUCAACUACACCGACCGAGCACGGCUACACGAGAUUGUGGCCGACAAGGUUCCUGGCCUCUUGCGCGCCUUUGAACGACACUAUGCUCGACCCACUACCCACUGCAUUGUCGACAAGUUCUUCAAGGUGAUUGACAUUGAUGUUGGCCAAGGCAUUGUGCAGGGCAACGAGCUAUCGCCCUUCUUCUUUGCCCUGUACUCCUGUGAGGUCCUCGGUCUCCUCGACGCCACCACUGACUACCGCUGCAAGGUCAUCAAGUACCUCGACGACAUUGUACUGAUGGGUCCCGCGGAGGACGUGGCGGCCGACGUCGAGAUUGUCAAGGCUCGUGCAAAGUCUGCUGGCCUUCAUCUGCAGCCCAAUGCCGUGCGCGAGACGGCCAACACGGGCAUGACGGUCUUGGGAACGCCGAUUGGCCGUCGCGAGUGGAUGAAGAAGCAGCUGAACGACAAGGCAAAGCACAUUGCUGGCAAGCUCAAUGACAUGCUGACGACCGGUGUCUCGCUUCAGGCCCUCCUCACGGCCAUGCAGUACGUGCCUAGCCUCAUCAACCACCUCUACACGCUGCCCCCAAGUCUCACGUCGGGCUUGUCCGAGCUCUUGAACCGUGCUUGCAAGGACACCUUUGUCAAAGCCUUUUUUGCCAAGGUAAACCUGUCUGCACCGGCUGGAGCUGAAGGUCAUGACGUUACGCUGGAACAGCUCCUUGAGGCUCGCCUCUUCACACGGGCCAACACCGGGGGCUUUGGCCUGCACGACUUGGUUGAGCGCGGUCCGGUGGCUUAUGUCUGCAACAUGGCCAAGCUGGCCACUCACUACCCUCGGGUCUACGAUCGACUUUUGGAGGAUGAAUCGAGGGCUGCUGACUUUCAGGCCCACGUGCAGCGAGCCGGCUUCCAGAUGGCCACGGUCAAGGACGCGGGGACUCAGCGACCAGCUGAGAUCAUUGCCCUCCGCUCCAAGGCGGCACUGGACGACCUGAUGGCCAACUGCCGCAUCGACCUGCACCGCCGCAACCCCUUUCCCGGCGGUGCCCUGGGCCCAGCUCUGCCCGACCUGGGCAUUGACGUGACUGUGCGCACAGCCCAACCCCCGACCACCUCGCAAGCCUGCAUCAAGGUGGGCGCUGCCCUUCGCCGAGCCGAAAUGGAGAAGCGCGACUACUACACCGGUUUCAACCAUGGAAAAACUCUGAUCGUCCCUGCGGCGAUGACGACAACCGGUGGGUUCGCCUCCUCCUUUGUGGAUCUGCUUGGUCAGCUCGCCCGCUGCGCCGAGGCCCGUGGUGUGUACCAGCCGGGGCUGGAUGAGGCCUUUGUUCCCCGGUGGAAGGGUCGCUUUGCGGCGCUGGUCCAUCAGAUGAACGCUGACCACAUCCAGCGCCACUUUGGCGGUGUCUGCCUGCGCUCGUCGUUAUGGGCCUCGAACGCGCUACCACUUGUCAGUCUUGACUUGGGAUUCGAACCCCGCAUCAAGACUACUUGUGCAGACCUGAGCUCGAGUUGCGUAAGCGCUAUUACAUAG